AUUGCAACAAUAAGCCUAAAUAGAGUGUCCUCACCCCUCGCCUCACAAUCCUCAAAAUCACCAUCAACAUCUUCUUCUCCUUCAGCAUUCUCUCCUUCUUCACAUCUUCAGAACCAAACCCCUAGACCCAAAACGAUGGAAGAGGUUUGGAAAGACAUUAAUCUUACUCCUCUUCAUGAUCACUCUUCCAGGGAUGGCCUUUCUGUAAACCCAAAUACUCACAACCCGCAUUUUGUGCUUCAGGAUUUUCUUGCCAGACCUUUUAGCAAACACCCACCAACAAAUAGAGUCUCCACAAACGGGGAGACUACGCUCUAUGGUUCCCCAGUGCCACCUUCUGCCACUGUUUUGAGCCUGAAUUCGGGUCCAGGCCUAAACUUGGAUCCUCUCAUGUCUAACUCGCGUUUGAAACGGAGCCCUAUUUCGAAUUUGUCCACUUUCACCUGUCCAUUCGAGGCUUUAUCAUCAUCUUCUAGUUUGGUUUCUUUUAGUAAGAAAAGGGUCCAAGAAUCUGAUAGCAGGUCUGGAGAUCGGCGGCACGAGCGUAUGAUCAAGAACCGAGAGUCUGCAGCUCGAUCAAGAGCUAGGAAACAGGCUUACACAAAUGAGUUAGAGCUUGAAGUUGCCCACCUUAUGGAAGAGAAUGCAAGACUCAAGAGACAGCAAGAACAGUUACGCAUAGCUGCUGCCGCUCAACUUUCCAAAAAGCGCACACUUCAGCGAACGUCAACGGCUCCAUUUUGAGGAAUAUCAAUCUGUGCAUUCCUUUUAUCAAAUCUCUCCCUCUUUCUUUUUUUCGCUCUCAGAGCAGCUGAGGUCCUUUAAGCUAGAAAAGGAAUGAGUUUGUAUAGGUUUUGGGGAGGGCUAUUUCAAGUCUGGUGUAGGUGAAAAGGGUCGUACCUCUAGCAAGUGCAAAGACAGUUGAUCUUGAGAAAGAAACAUGAAUUGUGGGCAAGGAGGGAAGUGAAGUAUUUUUGCCUUUCCUAAUAUGCAGGAACUUUAGUAUGGUGGGUCUUUGCUUGCUUCCUCAGUUGGAUUGUACACUUCCUUGGACAACUGACUUUUU
Messenger RNA from Durio zibethinus, 1066 nucleotides. RefSeq names its product protein FD-like. Gene Ontology annotation, molecular function: DNA-binding transcription factor activity. Gene Ontology annotation, cellular component: nucleus. Gene Ontology annotation, biological process: positive regulation of DNA-templated transcription. NCBI's taxonomy places the organism in Eukaryota, Viridiplantae, Streptophyta, Magnoliopsida, Malvales, Malvaceae. The record is from RefSeq and is a predicted model, not a curated record.